Plutella xylostella (diamondback moth) is the source of this 1844-nucleotide messenger RNA. RefSeq names its product chymotrypsin-2. Lineage: Eukaryota; Metazoa; Arthropoda; Insecta; Lepidoptera; Plutellidae. Gene Ontology annotation, molecular function: serine-type endopeptidase activity. Gene Ontology annotation, biological process: proteolysis. The record is from RefSeq and is a predicted model, not a curated record.
UUGAACAUACCUAUACUAAUAAAUAUCAGAGACUCAUAUUAAAUUAGACGUAUUCUGAGAUUCUGCCGUAUAAACUACAACUUGUCCGAAAGUUUAUUAAUUGUGAAACUUCACAAGACAAAGAAAGGAUGCUCUUCAAAUACGGAAUCGUGCUAUUAGCACUCUUUUCUGGGUGCCUAGCAAGGCCGUCCCUAGAGAUCGACGAUACUAUCGACCUCUCCAGUUUCUUCGACCACGUCGGCCCUUCCACCCGCAUCGUGGGCGGCUCUCCAGCGGCUGUCGGAUCAGCCCCCUACAUGGUGGCACUAUCCGCCGGUGACGUCAUCAGGAACUACCAGUGCGGAGCCUCUCUGAUCACGCCAAGGACCGUGCUCACCGCUGCCCACUGCUAUGUUGUGCAUACAGAAGCUGGGGUACUUUCCAGCUCGUACCGCGGCAUCGUCGGCACCAACCUAUGGAAGGAGGGGGGCUACAUGUUUGCGUUCGAGAGGUUCGUGACCCACCCCGACUACUCGCAGAAUAUGCUGAAGAACGACCUCGGGCUCCUGGUCACGGCGGCGCCGGUGCCGCUGUCCGACCUCGUGCAGAUCAUGCCGCUGAGCUUCAACCACGUGGACGCCGGGGUCCAAGUCAGGGUUACCGGAUGGGGACUGAUUAGACCCGAGGGUCCCAGGUCCGACAAUCUCCUGGAGCUGGUCACGUCCACGAUGGGCGGUGAAGAGUGCACUGCGGCGUUCCCGAGCAUGUUCCAGUCCAGCAUAGAGCUCUGCACGGUGCGCGACAAUCGAGGCACUUGCAACAGUGACAGCGGCAGUCCCCUGGUGCGGACCGACAUCGGAGGUCAAGUGGGCGUGGUCUCCUGGUCGAUGCUGGGCUGCGGCCGCGGCGGGCCUGACGUGUACGUCAGACUCAGCGCCUUCCGACGGUUCAUCGAGUCUAAUGCUGUUAAAGAGGGAAUCAUGUCGUUUAAAUAUGGAUUUUUGCUAAUAGCACUCCUUUCUGGGUGCCUAGCAACGCCUUCCCUCGAGGCUCAAGAUCUGUCCAUCUUCUUCGAGCAUGUGGACACGUCAGCCACCAACCGCAUCGUGGGUGGCACCACUGCGGAGGAGGGGUCUGCGCCGCACAUGGUAGCGCUAUCCGUAGGAUCUAUCAUCAGGUCCUUGUCAUGCGGAGGCUCCCUCAUCACGACCCAGACUAUCCUCACUGCUGCCCACUGCAUUGAGGGUGCCUGGGGCUUUGGAUCUCUUGUCAGCUCCUACCGUGCUACCGUGGGCACCAACGUGUGGAACCAGGGCGGCGCCUCCUACGCCAUCGCGCGCAACGUGACCCACCCGCACUACCUGGGCUCCACCAUCAAGAACGACAUCGGCCUCCUCAUGACCUCCACCGAGGUCCGCAUGUCCGACACCGUCAAGCCCAUUCCUCUCAGCUUUGGCUUCGUUGAAGGAGGCAUCGAAACCAGGGCUACUGGAUGGGGAAGGAUUCGGGCCGGAGGUCCCAUCUCCAACACCCUGCUGGAGCUGACGCUGACCACCAUCAGCGGCGAGGAAUGUGUGGAGAAGGUGGCGCAGGCCUCCGUGGACCUGAACAUCCGCGCACCCGACAUCGAGCCCCAUCUGGAGCUGUGCGUCUUCCACUCUGAAAACCACGGCAUGUGCAACGGUGACAGCGGCAGCGCGCUGGUGCGCACGGACAUCGGCGGGCAGGUGGGCGUGGUGUCGUGGGGCUUCCCCUGCGCGCGCGGCGCCCCCGACAUGUUCGCGCGAGUCAGCGCCUUCCGGGACUUCAUUGAGGAACACGCCGUCUGAGGGGUUAACUUUAAGUUUUUGCAAUAAAUUAUUAUA